AUGCAAUCCUGCUGAACGUACCGAUGUGCCACGGUAUGAAAUGAAUUACAGAUUCAAAUGUGUGGACAUCCAACCUAACAACCACGUGUCCUGGUUGAUCACAAAAGUGGAUCCCACCAGUAGCAAUCAGAACCAAAUGACCAAUGUUGAAGUCUGUUAUUUCAACGAGAACGUGUGCCAAUCCUUUAAUGAGUUUACAAGUGCAGUUAAAAGUAACGGCGACAGUAUACUUACUUACAACCCCAGCCAAUUAGACGACACCGUCAGCGUCACGUGUAGAGUCUUUGACAACAUGUUAACGCGCGCAACCUCCUACAUGAACGACUACACCUGUAAUAUCACCUUGAUAAGAACAGCAUGGUGUACUGUUGGCAAUAUCCUCGAUCCAACAAAAAACUAUGAAUGCAAAUUUACUGAGGAGUUGGAGAAUGGAAGUCCUGGGAGGAUGUUUGGGACGCAAGAUGGAACACACAGCUUUGUUAUGAAAGCAGGGAACACCGCAGCCGAGUGCUUCUUCACAUAUAACUACACACUGGGAAUAAACGCCUUUGAAGUAAACCUUCUUCCCGACAACGUCCGGGGCAGAGCGAUAUUCCACCCCUAAAAUUCUAACUGAGAAAAUAAGAAUGUUAACAAACGCAUUUUCCCGUUCAAUGUUUUUUUUUUUAUUUAAAAGCAUCUAAUCUUCUCUGUCCAGUUUUAUCUGCCAGACUUGAAGUAGUCUGAUGAACACAACUUUGAACAUCUUUGUAAGAA
This is a messenger RNA of Pomacea canaliculata, 756 nucleotides long. RefSeq lists its product as uncharacterized. The transcript is spliced from 3 exons. The coding region runs from base 41 to 604 and encodes 187 amino acids. NCBI's taxonomy places the organism in Eukaryota, Metazoa, Mollusca, Gastropoda, Architaenioglossa, Ampullariidae. The record is from RefSeq and is a predicted model, not a curated record.